UAUUGUUAAAACGAGCAAAUAUUUCUACUUUUUAAACAAUUUUAACUUCAGCUGAAGAAAUAGGAAUAAUAUUUCUUACACAACAGGCUAAAUAAACGAGCUUUGAAUUAAAAAAAUACAAAACGAAAGUUAUUUUGCCCCAGGCUUUCAUGCUCGCUCGCCAUUGCCAUCAAUGGAUCUCGAAUCGAAAAUUUCGUCUUUAAAAAAUUAUGUUAAGUUGAGCACGCAGGAUGACAGAGAGGCCGCACAUAAGAAUGAGGAAUCUUCUAACAGCAAUGCAGAGGCAAACGGAUGGUGGGGAACCAUUUCUAAUAUUAAGGCACAAGAACCCGAUCCUUGGCUGCCUGGACUGGUAUACACUGAAUACUUCAUUUCAUAUAAAUAUAAUUCAUGAAAUAAUAAUUACUUUAUUAACCCAUUAAGUUGGAUUGCACCCCAAUGUGCCCUGCUUUAUUACCUUACUCUCUGUCUAACGUCAGACGAUUUUACUUGUCGAGGGGAGAGUGCUGGUGCCCGAUGGGUUAUUUAAAAAACCAUAACUUUUAUACAAUUUGGCCAUCACGGUUUUUGCAUGGUACCCAGAGGCAAGAGCAUGCUUGGAGUUUUUCUUUGUCUUGUGACGUAUUAUGUAGGGUGUUGCCUUUUGUGUAUCAAGGUGGCCGCCUAAAAAGCCAUAUAUGUGGGCGGUGGAUAGAAACUAAUAUGCUUUUGCAUAGUGGCCUGUUAAACUGGAUGGAAAGCAGGUUUUAGGGAAAGAUAGCAAUAGGAAUCUCUUUUGCUAGGAUUCCGAAAAUAUAUAAGUUAAUUUUAAUAUUUUGUCAUCUGACUGUGGCAAUUUUUUUUUUCAGAGUAAAACACAAAGGAUAGUUGGAUUUUUUAUGUCCUUGUUGUUAGGAAUGUUCUGUUUUGGAAUGGUAAUUUUCAUUCAAUUGUGAUUUCCAAUGGAACAUGAAAUUUGACAAUAUAAUAGUUUGAUGUUACGUUUUUGAACAAAAUUUACCUACUGCAACAUGUGCAUAUUUCAUUUUAGGCGGCGAUGUUAAUACCUUUCAUAAUACUCAAGUCAAGAAAAUUUGUUGCUCUCUAUACUAUGGGGAGUAUUUUUACUUUGGGAAGGUAUAAACAUUAUCCAACUUUAUAGGUGAUUUCCUCAAGCACACUGCAGAAUCGUACAGCAGAUGUUGGUUGUCUUCUAUUUGCAGGCAAAUAUGUAGAGCUGAGAGAUGCUUAAUUGUUCAUGCAAGAGAUGAGAGCAUGUUCAUGCAAGUUUCUGAAGCUGACAAGGGCUUCUUUUAAUUACAUAGACUGGGGUCCAAGUCUCCCCGAGCCCUAAUAUUGGCCCCUCCAAUGACCAUGAAUUCUUAUCUCUAGUUUCUCACUGCUCUGGGGCCCAUAUCAUCAUUUUAAACACCUUAUCAGCGUGGAAAGAUUGCCUUUCACUGUCACAUACUUUGGAUCAAUGUCUGCAACAUUGUAUGUUGCUAUAUUUGUGAGUAUUUUAUAAAACUUUUUCUACCUCUUCAGGUCGUCAGGAUGGCUUAUUAUUGAUUAGUCGAUCAACACAAUAUUUUUUAAAUAUUCAAUUUUGGAGUGGGCAAAGCUAUUCUGACCUCCCUUUAUAAAAUUUGGGGGGCCUAUUAAGCCUUAUGCAAGUUGCAUCUCAAAUUGUGAAGCAACCACAUUUGUACUGAUCCAAAUUGUGACCUCUGCUUUUGUGCAUAUACACCAAUUAUUUAAGCCCAAACCUUUACUAAAUUGCUGUAUUGUUCUCUAUUACAGAUGAAAAGCACUUUCCUUACAUUAUUUUGUGCAAUCAUACAAAUUAUAACACUCCUCUGGUAUGUGCAUUGUUGGUAUUUUUAGUGUAAAAUUAGUACAGAUUUUACCUUAUUGCUCUAGCCUGCAGUUGCUGAAAAAAUCUCCAAGAAGAUAUACCAUGUAUACCAAUCAUUUCCCUUACUAUGGUGUAAGAUAAAUGUAGAUUUUACCUUUUUCUACAGCUCCUGACAAACUCCCAAGAAAAGGUACCAUGGUAAUGAUUUUCUUUGUCAAAUUCUAGGUACAUGGUGAGUUAUAUCCCAGGCGGAACCACGGGAAUGAAAAUGAUGUCAAGAUUUUUCUCAUCAGCUGCAAUGAAAACAGUCUCAAAAACACUUCCUGUAUAGCAGCAUACAUUCAGAUUACAUUAUACAUUGUAUAGUAUUUAUAUCAUUAAAUUUCACCAAAAUGUGACACAUUAAAAUGUAGUAAAUAUGGACAUUUGUACGGAUUUAAGAAGCAUGGGGUUGGAAUUUUUUACCAUACGUAAACGGGUACAAAAGUCGAUUUUAUAUAUAAAGAAAUAUAUAACAAUAUAAUCGUUUUGAUGUCCUUAAUCAUACCAGAAAGCUACGAGUUGAGAGGAAUUCAACUACUUGAAAAAUGCAAGUAAGGCCGAUGGAAGUGAGGUAUCAACUUACUGUAAACCUGGAAAAAAUUUUCCAUGCGGGAAUUUUUCAUUAUUUUUUAUUUUCUUCAAAAUGAAAGUCUAUGAAAAGUCUCGAAAAUCCUCACUAUAUACGAGUGAAAUUGCAAAGCAGGCUACUAGUACCACCCGAAAACUUAUUGUAAAGUAUCUGUCGCGAAUUGGUGACUUGAGCUGAAGAUUUCGUUGAAAUUUUCAAUUAUUCUGUCGCUAAAACAGGAAGAAUGAAGAACCUUUGACAAGAAAGCAAUGUGGGAAACGAAAAAAGGCGAAAUAAUGAAAAAAAAAUAAUGAAAAAUUUCAUGCGGUGUGAAAAAUACAUGAUGCGGGCGGUUUACUUUAAGCUGAUACCUGUACUGUACCUGAUACCUGUACGUUUCGAGCGAAGGCCCUUCAUAUAAACGUCAAAAUUUACUUGGAUUUUUCACAUAGUUGAAUCCCUCUUAAUCUGAAGCUUUGUAGUGGCGUUAUUGUCACUACGCUAGCAGUCUAGCACAGACCGUUCGAUCAUCUAGGGAUUUAAAGAUUACGUGUAUUAAUCAUUAACUUGAUAUGUACAUUUGGUAUAACUCAUGGUAGAACCUCAGGGCAACCUUGAUGUUUUUUCCACUACACUACAGUAGGUUCUUUAGUAGAUUGGCAGGUCACUCGUGGAUCACAAAAUCAGAUUCUAGAUGUCCCCUAGAUAAAACACUGAUCCAUUCUUUGUCCGAACUGUUGCUUCUACACUCUCGCCAUGAAAAGCACGAGCUCAAAACUUGAGUGUAAAUCCAGGUACAGCAAUUUUACCUUGGGAUUUCCCCGCUGGAAUAUGAAAUACACCAUCACCAUCUUCUGACUGUGAAUAAACAAACACGAGGAAACAGUUCAUAUAUCUCACUCGAAAAAUGCCUUGUAUUUGAUGAAAAAUAGAACUCGGUGAUUUGAUUUAAUUUCCU
Molecule: messenger RNA, 3402 nt
Organism: Paramuricea clavata
Lineage: Eukaryota; Metazoa; Cnidaria; Anthozoa; Malacalcyonacea; Plexauridae
Source: the annotation of a GenBank genome assembly